This is a messenger RNA of Entamoeba invadens IP1, 1605 nucleotides long. Its product is annotated as DEAD box ATP-dependent RNA helicase, putative. Gene Ontology annotation, cellular component: nucleolus. Gene Ontology annotation, molecular function: ATP binding; RNA helicase activity; nucleic acid binding. The record is from RefSeq and is a predicted model, not a curated record. The transcript has a single exon. The coding region runs from base 1 to 1605 and encodes 534 amino acids. NCBI's taxonomy places the organism in Eukaryota, Evosea, Mastigamoebida, Endamoebidae.
AUGGAAAAUGACAAUCUACUCGACAAGUCAAAAACCUUUGCCAACUUCGGUCUCGACGACUUCCUUUCCCACCAGAUCAACCGUUUAGGGUAUAAAAACCCAACCCUAAUCCAAUCACAAUUUAUCCCAAUCGCGUUGGAAGGAAAAGACAUCAUCACCGAAGCCCGAACAGGAACAGGAAAGACGCUGGCUUAUGUGAUCCCAAUUUUACAAAACUUACUCACGACAAAGAGCGAAGGGAACUACGUCAGAGCGCUUAUUUUGAAUCCCUCAAGAGAACUUUGCGUCCAAGUGAAAAACGUCGUUGAUCAAUUGCUGAAAGGGUUUUAUGGUAUUUCCAUUAUUAAUGUUGCGUCAGAUACUUCUAUGAUAUCACAAAAGGGGAAAACCAGAGGACUUCCCGAUAUUGUGACAGCAACACCGUCUUCAUUGCUGACUUACCUGAAAAGAACAGGUACCAACUUGUCAACAUUAGAUAUGGUUGUGUACGACGAGGUUGAUUUGAUGAUUGCGUAUGGCUAUGAGAAAGACAUCACACAAAUUUCUAAGACGUUACCAGAGACGUGCAAAAAGUGGCUUUUGAGUGCGACCAUCAACGACGAUGUUGAAACGAUCAAAAAGCUCACCAUCAGAAACGCAGUUAAAAUAAGAUUGGAAGACGAAGGAGAGAAAGGGAACAUCACAGAGUAUUCAAUUUUCUGUGAGCAAAAAGACAAAAUACUCAAUUUGUAUAUCAUUUUGAGACUUAACAUGAUCAGAGGGAAAGUUCUAAUCUUUGUAAAUUCCAUUCAACAAGCAUUUUUCGUCAAAAUAUUCUUGGACAGAUUUUCAAUUCCGUCCGUUGUUCUGAACUCCGAUUUUCCUCGAGAUAUCCGAACUGAUAUCAUCAACCAAUUCAACAACAAACAGUUCAAGAUUUUGAUUGCGACCGAUGAAGUGACUAUUGAGAAAGUCAUCGAGGAGAAAGCAAAAGAUCUUGAUGCUGAAGAAGGUAAAGAGAACUUUUCUGUUGCACGUGGGAUCGAUUUUGUUGACGUUGCAACAGUUAUGAACUUUGACUGCCCUGUGAGCGACGUUUCGUACACUCAUCGUAUCGGUCGAACGGCAAGAGGAAUAAAGAAAGGUACCGCAAUCACAUUUGUUGACAAAAGCGAGUUGGAGCAAUUUAGUGAGAUCAAAACAAAACACACGCUGAAGACUUAUGUUGUGGAUCCCGUCAUUCUCAACUCUUUUAAGACAAGAGUUUAUGAUGCACAAAACACAAUUACCAAAAAUACUUGCAAACUUGCUCGUAUCAGAGAUUUCAAGGAGGAAAAGAUGAAUUUGGAAACACUCAAAAAUUCGGUUGGAAGUGGUGUGUCGCACACAACACAACUUGCUGCUGCCCAGAACCACUUGAGAGACAUCCCCGACUAUCUUCUUCCAAAGAACGUCAGAGAAAGACUUGGCAGAAUUGUGAAAGACAAGAGUGAAUAUGAAUUUUACAAAACAAAGAAUGUACCAAAAUGGAAAAAUGAGCGAAACCCAAUAAGAAAGAGAAGAAAUGCAACAAAGCCAAGAAAGGACGACAGGAGGGGUGUGAUCGCCAAAUUAACUGGAAAGUGA